Actinia tenebrosa (Australian red waratah sea anemone) is the source of this 540-nucleotide messenger RNA. RefSeq lists its product as uncharacterized. NCBI's taxonomy places the organism in Eukaryota, Metazoa, Cnidaria, Anthozoa, Actiniaria, Actiniidae. The record is from RefSeq and is a predicted model, not a curated record.
AUGCAGCCGGAGAAAUACCGCUACAACACUGAUAAUGUUUUCCUGAGAGCGGCCAUGACAGGAGAACGAGUCCAAGCAGAAGGAAAACUUGCAGAAGGAAGAGUCAGAAAAAGAAUUAAUUCGAAACUUUUGAAGAUUGUAAGUUCUGUCGAUAGUGCUCAACCAACUAGCAUCUUGGAAGAGUUUACGAGUGAAAAGAGUUCAGAUGAGGCAGAGGAGAGUGUCAAAAGUAACCAAACAGCGGAAGAACGCGACAGGCAAACCAGGUAUCUUCCCUUGGCAAACUGCAACAGCCCAACUGAAGUGAUGUCAUCACUGCGAAACAAACAUCUUGCUGAACGUGACGAUGGGUUGUAUCAUGAUGACGCUAGUAAAAAAGGUUUCUGGAGAGCCUUCUCGAAAAAAAAAAGGAAGAAAACAAGAGUGCAAGAGGCGACAGACUCCCUUCCAGAUGUGCUGAAAGCUGUAAAAGAAGCUGCAGAAGCCCAUUCAGAGGUUCUGAAAAAGUGGCAGUCAACAUUUGAUGACAACGAUGAUUGA